AUGUCUGGAAGUGAAGUCAAACUGGUGGAUGCUGGGGCUGAUGGUCUCUGCAGCACCUCUGAUGAUGUGAUCCUCUCCAUUCCGGCAGACCUGCCCACCGCAUAUGUGCGGAACGGGACUGACCCAUGGGUCUACGUCACUGGCAAUAUGAUUCUAGUGAGGUAUCCCUACCAAAACAUGGAGGCAGGAAACUAUCAUUGCCUGCAGGUGGAUCCUGCUGUCAUCCAAGACUUAGCUGGCACACCCUUUCCAGGGCUCUUGGAGAAUGACUUUCGUUUUCUCGUGGCUGCUACGCCCUUCUUGGAUGAGACAGCGCCGGUGUUCGUGGCCACGGAUCCGCCCACGGGUUCCACCAUGGAGGGGCUGCAGCUGAUUACAUUCAAGAUCUUCAUGAGUGAAGCCAUUGCUCCCUGCGACGAAACCUUGAUGGUGCAGACGGCGCAGACACCUGGAGCUCAUGAACUUUACUUGGUAUCGCUCUUGGCCAAUGGCACUGAAGACCCAUCAGGAGAUCGAUUGACAAUCAGCUUCACCCCCGACCCAAGCGUGUUGACACCACAUACCUUCAGCAUCAGUGAUUCAGUCAUCACUGUGAGCCUGAAUCGAAGCUUGCUGAUUGGACAUUCCUACUCGUUGCAGAUCCCAGAAAAUUCCCUGGUGGACCUUUCGACCACCACGGUCUUCGACAUCACCGGCGCCCCGGUGCAGAUCCCCCGGAACUUCGCAGGGCUCCCACUGGGCGAAGUGAUCUUCCAUGUGGUGGAACCGGUGCUGGAACGAAAUCCCUACAAGAAAUCAACAAUCCCCAUCUGGGCCGAAGCUGAAGUUGAGAUGCAGCGCCCCGAUGAAGAGCCGUUGAUCCCCUUCGUGGUGGAUCGCUGCUACAUUGAGCCCAACUGCUCGAAUGACAGCAAUGGCACCGUGGACUGCGGGAAUGGCACCAACGCUACGAUACUAGGUGUCUGUGGGAUGAUGCCACAGAGUGGCGAUGGCUAUUUGGCCGUGCGGGAGAAGGCACUGUGGCUGGAGCCCUACCAUUGGCUGGGUGUGACCACGGGGAAUGGAACAUCUUUCCGUGUGCAGCUGGACGUGUCUUCCGUGAACUCGCCUCCGCUCAUCAAAGCUCGAUCGCUAGCGUUGAAGGUCGAUGCGGGUCUGAUGACUCUCCUGGCGGCUGAUGAUGGCGGAGCUCCCCUGACCUUGGAGGACGAUGAUGUCGGGGAACUGUAUGUGGAGGUGAUCCUCGAACCUCAAGGAGCGCUAAGCAUACUUCCUUCAGCUUGGCGGGACUGGACUGGGCGUGUGAACGUCACCUUCGACUUCCCGCGCGUUCAACCGGACUACGGCUCGUUGGGCCAAGGGGAUUGGUCUCCCACCACGGUGGAGGGAAAGCCUGCAGGCAAGCUGUCAUUUCAUGGUGCCUUGGUGAAGAUGUCCGGCCGCGAAGGUGGUCUGCUCUCAGUGCAAGCAGCUUUGGCCAACCUCACCUACACAGCCCCUGGUGAUUUUGAAGGCUAUGGGCUCAUGAAGGUGGUGGUGCGAGAUGGGGUCUACAUGCGGGAGGACAUUGGAGAGUCGGGCGUGCGUUUGCCCAGCAGUGGUCUCCAAGUGCUCACCAGCGGCUAUGGCACAAGUGCAUUGGCCUUCGAGGAGCAUGAUUUGGACACCAUGGGAUGUGAUUGGAGUGUGCAAGAUGGUGACGGAGCCUUGACAGGUCAGGCCACAUACCACUUGUCGAUCUAUGUGAAGGACCGAGAUCCCUUGGCUUGCUCCUUCAUUGACUUCGAGGAUUGCACCUCCCGAGCCUCGGGCAGUGGCCAAUGCAUGGAUUCUGCAGAGCUCUCUGCCUCGAAGGUGGAGAGUUCCGUGUCGACGAAGAGGGGCUAUCGAGUGCUGCAUCUCUAUUCCCCGAGUCUCGAGGUCACGGUGGUAUCGCCUCUCUCGAUCUUCGUUGCCUUGCGGGGACCGUUGGAUGAGGAUGGCACCUUGGAGCUGGCUGAGCGACUCUACUUUGAGGGCAAUGCUCCAGGUCCCUUCUGGGUUACCCUCUCGGCUGAGUAUGGCAGUGUCACAGCAGAGGGAGAUGGAGUGUAUAGCAAUGGAACCAAGAACUACCUGCACUUCAAGGCCAGAAGUUUGGCCUCAGAGCAGCGAGUGGAUACGGUGGAAUGGCUCAUGGCUUUGAUGGAGAGCAAGGAGGAGAACGAGCUGCAUUUCAGGGUGAAGUUGCUGCCAGCGCAGCAUUUCUGGGGCACUGACUACCUCUACAUCGGUCUGCAAUCUUCACUCGAUCCGCCCAACGCAUCCAAUGUCGGUGGGCGCGAGCUGACCCUCGGUCUGAACUACUCCAUGCAGAUUGAGGUGGUGCCAAAGAGGGAUGAGCCGCAGAUUUAUAUGGCACAUGGCAGCACAGCGGUGGCGCAAGCCGACAAAGCGCACCAAGCCCAACUUGGAUUUGCGUCAGUCAACGCCAGCAUUGUCUAUGUGGACCUAGCAGCCACGGGCCAUGCUCGUGUGCAUGUGAAAUCUCCCUUUGGCGAACUAAGCUUCCCAGAGCUGGACGUGAUGAUGGACGAGGAAGCGCCAGGCUUGACCGAGUUCUUUGCGGAUCAGGAGAGCUUCACUUUAUCUGGAGAGGUCUCGGCUCUGAACCGAGUCCUGGCCCAGCUUCGCUUCACGCCGCCCGCGGAUUCGCCCAAUUCAGGUGCUCUCACGGUGAGCCUGCAGCGGACGCCCUCCUCCGUGGACUGGGAGUCCGAAAGCUCUGCGGGCACCUUUCAGACGGAAGAGGUGUUGGCUCAGAAGGAGAGCGCGGCGCGCGGCGAAGUGGACUUCGCUGUAGCCAUUGAGCCCUUGGCCAAGUCCAAGUUCACCUGUUUCAUCGGCGGCCCUGCCGUGACCUUCGUGAACCCAGGUGAAGAGUCGCGAGACGGUGGAGUUACAGUCUACCCGGAGGCCUCUGCAUCGGUGGAGGUCACUAAGGCGGUGGCUGAGGAGCUGCAUGAGUUCCGGGUCUCCGUGAAGCAUGGCACUUUAGGGCUGGAUGUGAACAAGUUCCCCGCAGCGCGGAUUUGUCCGCCCUUCUAUCCCGAUGUGGGUGGAUGUGCGCAAGACGAAGUGGACGCAUGGGUGAUCUAUGGGCGGAUUGCCGAUGCAGCCUUAGCACUGGAGUCCCUGGUAUAUACACCACCCAUUGGAUAUGCUGGGCAAGAUCUGAUGCGAAUUACUGGAAGCUGCUCUGAAGUGAGUCUAGAGGUGAAGAUGAAUAUCAUCAAAGGCUUCCUGCCACCAGUGGUCCGCUGUUGUGAGCACGAGGUAAUGGAGGUGCAUCGGGCUCUGGAGCCAGCACCUGUGCCGCCCGCGAUCUUGGAGAGCAAUGCCUAUGGGGAGAUCCCUGCAGUGGCGCAGGUGAGAUUCACCACUGAUCUUGGGCAACUGGCCUUUUGGCCGGUGCAAGGCCUCUACUUUGACCAUGGCUUUGACGUGGCCCCCAUCCACAACGUCUCCUCGCAGAUUGUGGCGGAUGGCCCUGGUGCCAUCGUCCAGCACGGCUUAGGCUCUAAGUUGGCCUUGCUCCACAUCCCAGAGACGGAGCCACGUGUGGAGGGAACGCUGGUGGUAGAGGUUCUUGAUGCCCGAUCUGGACUUUCCUCUUCCUGCACCUGUCCCAUCAAAGUGUCGGCUUAUCGGAGAGAAGGCCUUCCGCUCAUUUCCAUCGACAUGCCCACACCCAACACGACUUUCCUGUUGUGUCUUGCACUGCAGAAGACUUUUGCCAGAGUGUUUUGGAGUGUCUCGGGACAACCCAGCUUUGCUGCCUAA
Messenger RNA from Durusdinium trenchii, 3822 nucleotides. Lineage: Eukaryota; Dinophyceae; Suessiales; Symbiodiniaceae. The record is from the annotation of a GenBank genome assembly.